ACGUUGUAACUGAGUAACGAUACAACCUGGACGUCUAAUAAGCACGAAUGUCAAACUAAAUAACAUGCACAAUUCAUUUCAUUUUAAUAAAUUGACAACACAUGUAUGCUGGAAAAUGUGAAGCAACAUCAAAAUCUUAAACAUGGUUCUAAGCAAAGAUUCCUCCCGGAUGUUUCAACCCAUGGAACAGAAUCUCGAUGAGUUAUACAACUGUAUGAAAGUGCAAUAUAAAUAUGUAGAAGCAUGCCGGAUGCAACUCUGUCGCCAUAUAGGAUCAAGCGUGAACUCCUUGGUAACGGAUAACGCCAUUGCGAAUCUCGAUAUGAAGAUUUGUAAGAAAUGUACGGGAAUAGAUUGCCUCAAACAGAUGUCAACGAUGGGAACAUUAGCAUCCUACAGUAAACAGGAUCGUCCGUAUCACCAAAUGACUUCCGAAAAUGUUCCGCAACAGCAUGACGGUUACCUCGUUGCACACGACCAUCCUUCCGCUAAGCAAGACAACCGUGUUGGGCGCCCUGAAGAUGAAACAGAAGAAAGGACUUCAACGAAAGCGAAAGGCGUAUAUCAAAAUCAGCCAUGGGUCAAGUCAGUUUUGCCUUUGCAACUUGCGAUACGAAAACAGACAUGUAUGGAAAAUGUAAGAAAAAUCCCGCAAACGCCGACGCCUAUUUUAUGUAAAGAUUCAACGUCAUUAUAUCCACAUACACGCGAGUAUGCUCGCAGAAAUGAGGGACAAGCACCUCGGUACAAGGAUGGUGUUGAUACAUCUGUUAUUGAGCCUCCAGCUAUGCUGACUGGAGACAUUUCAACAGUCCCGACACGUCACAUAAAGAGCGCUGAGCGCCCUUCCAGGCUGACAACAGUAACAUCAGCUAUGCCGAUUAAUUGCAUCAAGACCACUGAGCCCCCGGCCAGGCUGACUUCAGUAUCUGCAGAAUUGCCGAUUCAUAGCAUCAAAACCACUAAGCCCCCGGCCAGGCUGACUACAGUAACUGCAGCAAUACCGAUUAAUUGCACUCAGACCACUGAGCCCAAGGUCAGGCUGACUACAGUAACUGCAGCAAUACCGAUUCAUUGCGCCCAGACCACUGAGCCCCCGGCCAGGCUGACUACAGUAACUGCAGCAAUACCGAUUCAUUGCACCCAGACCACUGAGCCCAAGGCCAGGCUGACUACAGUAACUGCAGCAAUCCCGAUACAUUGCAUCCAUACUACUGAGCCCACGGUCAGGCUGACUACAGUUAAUGCAGAAAUACAGAUUCAUCGCACUCAGACCUCUAAGCCACCAGCCAGGCUUACUACAGUAACUGCAGAAGUGCCUAUUCAUAACAUCCAGACCACUGAGCCCCCGGAAAUGCUGAUUACAGUAACUGCUGCAAGGCCGAUACAUAGCAUCCAGACCUCUUGGUCCCCGACCAGGGUGAAUGAAAACAUUGUAGCUGUCCAUGGAAACCACAUCCAGACAUCUGAGUACAUAUCGACGCUGACUGGAGACACUGAAGCAGUCUCUGUACACAAAAUACAGACCACUGAGUGCAUGGCUAGGCUCAAUGAUGAUACUACAGCAGUUCCUGGCCUAUACACACAGACCACUGAAAACACAUGGAAGCUGACAACAUCAAUACCGAUACCCAACAUCCAGACCUUUGAGCCCCUGGCGAGGCAGACUGAGAACAUUUCCGCACUCCCGGUAAACAACACCCAGACCUCUGAUAACACAGCUAGGCUGAAUGUAAAGCCUGAAGCAGUUCAGAUAGAUCUCAUUAAGAACAAUGAGCCCCACGCCAGUGUGACUGGAGACACUGAAACAGUCCCUGCACUCGGCAUUCAGACCACGGUGUACAAACGUAGGCUGACUGAAGACACGUUGACAGUCCAUGAACACCACACACAGAACAAAGAGUCCCUGGUUAUGUCAGUCCCUGUACAAAACAUCGUGACAUCUGAGUACAUAUCGAUGCUGAUUGGAGGAGACACAAGAACAGUUGAUGGACAUCGCAUCCAGAUUGCAACGGGCUUGUGUUUGCUAAUUACCGUCGCCCUUGCUCUUGUCUAUUACAAAGCUGGACAGCGUCUUUCUGAGCAUGUCUAUGACAUAUUCAUUGCCGUCUUGGCUUACGUAACGUGUAGCUUACGUUUGAUGCACCUAUAUCCGCCAUGUGUGUAAUAAAUAUUCACAACACA
Messenger RNA from Dreissena polymorpha, 2184 nucleotides. RefSeq lists its product as uncharacterized. Bases 143 to 2167 code for a protein of 674 amino acids. Lineage: Eukaryota; Metazoa; Mollusca; Bivalvia; Myida; Dreissenidae. The transcript has 3 exons. The record is from RefSeq and is a predicted model, not a curated record.